AUGCUACUUAGUUUAAUCAUAGUUAUCUUCAUUUCAUCAUCAAUAACAGCUGAUUCUUGUGAAUCAUUUGUUCAUGGUGAUUAUGGUAGGACUGGUCAAUGUAUCAAAAUAUCAGCCUGUUUAAAUAAUGUUUAUCUACCGAAAUUAUGUGAAAGUAAACCAAUGGAUGUCAUGUGUUGUUUCAAUACAACGAUAUCUUAUAAAGGUUGUCCGACAAUCAUACAUCGUGCUAGAUGGAAUGCAAUAAAUCCUAAAGAACAAACAUCGUUGGCUACGCCAGUUCCUUUUGUUGCAAUUUAUGAUACUGUUAGUCCUUCAUGCAGAACUCAUCAUGAAUGUGUUAAACAAAUACAGGGAAUUCAAAAAUAUCAUAUGAAAGAAAAAAAUUGGAGUGAUAUUGGAUAUAACUUUUUAAUUAGUGAAAGUGGACUAAUAUAUGAAGGACGUGGAUGGAAUUAUAUUGGUGCACAUCGUCAAGGUUAUAAUAGUAGAUCAAUUGGUAUAGGAAUGAUUGGUAAUUAUUCAUUGAGAAAAAUUAAUAAAUCAGCUGCUAAUGCACUUGAAUCAUUGAUUCAAUGUGGUAUUUCACAGAGUUACAUCAAAUUUUACCAUACUAUUUUACAGAAGCGAAAUUACUUCAUAUAA
Rotaria socialis is the source of this 645-nucleotide messenger RNA. NCBI's taxonomy places the organism in Eukaryota, Metazoa, Rotifera, Eurotatoria, Philodinida, Philodinidae. The record is from the annotation of a GenBank genome assembly.